AAACAAUAUGCUUAUAAUAUUAUUUAAUAAAACUUGAGAUAACAAAGAUAUUAACGCAAUAUACUUUAAGUUGGAUCUGUGCUUGACUUAUGAUCAAUCACUGGAGUUGGCCUAGGACUACAAAAACAUGGAUAGAAGAGAAAACGUUUGUUUAUUUGUAUUAGGAAUAUUCGCUCUGUAUACUCCACAAGUUACAGGUGCAAAGUGCCAGAAAAGGUGCACAGCGCAGAGCGAUUGUGAGGUUGGGUUCAGAUGCACCGAAGAGCUCUGCUGCUUACUUCCGAAACUCUGCCAGGUGGGAGACCCUCUGCUUGGAGAUGACGCAGGAUUAGUAAGAUGUGACGGAGCCCCUAGAAAGUGCCCCCGUGGCUAUACAUGUACUAAUGUAACUGAGAACGCCGCAGCCUGUUGUAAAGCAACAUGUAAACUUGGAAAAGAAGUAUUUCAAGUUGGUAAUUCAAAACAAACAAAAUGUUUGACGUGUGAAUGUACGAGUAAAGGUCUAAAAUGCUCAGCUAGGCGGCGAGAUGAAUGCAAAAACGGCUGCGUUGAUGGAAGUAAAUUCCGCAGAGAGGGAUCUAAGUGGACGCAAAAUGACACAAAGAGUUGCCGUUGCAAUAACAAAGGCAAUAUAAUUUGCUCAGUUAUUGUGGGUAAGUGGUCCGAAUGGAGUAAGUGGACAAAUAAAUGUCCCGCGCAAGGAGGGGGUAAAAAUAUUCGUUAUAGAAUAUGUGAAGACCAAGAUGGCGACAAAGUAGACACUAUGCAUUGUGAUGCUGGCAAGGAUAUCGACGUAAGACCAUGCAGCUCAGCUCUUGGAGGAAGACGAAGGGGUACUGUAAAUAAGAAUACUAAGAGCAGUUUAAUAGCCGAGUAUGCCUGGGUUGUCUCCCUGUCCAAGAACGUGUCGUAUAGUGGGGAGAAGUUGGGCCACUUCUGUGGGGGGACUAUUCUCACGGCUCAUUGGAUAAUUACUGCUGCUCACUGCCCCUGUGGAAUUGGAAGUCCGUGUUGUGAUGAAAAUAGCGAAGGCGUUCUCACCUUCAAUGAAGAAAAAUGUGAUACAAGCACUUGGGAAGUAACAGCCGGAGAAAUUCAGCUCAAUCGUCCUAAUCCUGAACAAGUCAGGGGAGUCAUGAAAAUUGUAAUUCACCACGACUAUGUAACCAACCUAGGCAAUGAUACAGCGUUAAUACGACUGGACACCCCGUUUGACUUCUCCGAAUUCAAGGUGCAACCAUCUUGGAUUCCUUCCAGUAUAUGUACGGGCUUUAUGAGUGAGCAGUGUGUCGAGCAUCUACAACUGGCCGAGCACCAAGAUUGUGAGGUGAUCGGUUGGGGAAGCUUUACGAAGAUGCGUAGUCUGAAAGCGUUCAUCAGCGAUUGGGACAAUGAGACAUACACUGCAGAUACUGAGGGAAUCAAAGGAAGUCAGCCCUGCUCGGGCGACAGCGGGGGACCCCUGAUGUGUACGCCUCAGAACGAGAAGAUCAAAGUCUUGAUAGGCAUAAUGAGCAGGUUAACUAUGAACACAGAAUGUGGUGGUAACAACCAGGGCUUUACUAUUCACACAGCUGUUCCUUACUACCUGCCAUGGAUAAGAGACGAACUAACAGGCAGAGGUGGGGAGGGCUGGGAUGAUACAUUCUCCAAAGAGCCUUGGACUGCCUCACUGUGGAAAUCUAAGAGUUAUUAUGGCGAGCCCAUUGGUUACUUUUGUGGAGGAGUCAUCAUAACUGAAACAUAUUUGCUGACGUCAUCAUCCUGUCUGUGCCUCCUAAAUAAUUACUGUUGCGAUGAAGCAAACCAGUUUUUACAUGAUAAAUGUGACCUGGACGACUGGUGGGUGCAAAUAGGCCAAUGUAAACUUGAAGACCUUACGAAUCCCUUCCUCACCAGGCGGAUCAGAUCCCCAGUAAUCCAUGAGUUCUACACUAAUCCGGAGACAGGAGAACCCUUGAACGACAUAGCAUUGGUUGAGCUAGAGGACCCGCUAGAUUUCGACGAUCCUAGUGUGGAGCCUGUUGUGCUACCUGCCAGUGAGUGUUCCAAUGAAGCUGGGAAGAAGUGUAAGGAAGAGCUAAACGAAGAAACGGUCUCUAAUUGUCAUUUUGCUGGAUGUGGAGGGAGUUCCCAAGGUAGUGGCUCAUCAGAUAAAUUGAAGAUCACUAAUGCUACUAUUCUCUUCGCUGAUAAUGCUACAAUUGUAGCCCAGGGGACAACAGGGAGUUCUCUGUGUCAGGAAGAUGCCGGAAGUCCAUUGAUCUGCAACAUUGAAAAUCAAACAGUUGCUUUUGGAGUCGUAAGUCAACCGUCUGAGAGAGAGGAUUGUUCUGCAAAUGGCAAAACUGCCAUUACUCCAAUCGCACCACACCUUGAAUGGAUAAGCAGGAAGAUAGCGGAUGAUACCUGGUUUCCAUGGGGCGCAUGUUCAGUGACGUGUGAACAAUGUCCCGAUGGUAAAUGUCCUGUUGGAACUCGCAAGAGGUCCAGGCCAUGUCCUUACCCAAGACACGGCAAGUAUAGGGCCAAAGGCAAAGAUUUGUAUCAGAGGUUUGACAUCAACUGCUUGAUUCACGAGGAAGGCAAAUGUCAACCUAAAUGUAGAGAUAAAUGUCCAACAAUUCAAUCCUCUUCCAAGUUACGUGUACUUGGUGGUCCUCCUUUCAAAGAGGGACAAGAGGCGAGGUUUCAGUGUGACCCUGGGUAUGCUCUAGAUGGCCCAAAGUCCAUUAGGUGCAAGGCUGGUGGCGAGUGGAAUGCUGGACUCCCCAGAUGUAGGAAACUAGAGGUAACCUGCAAGAAGUUCGAUGUAAAUCGAGGUGACCACAUCACUGUCAAAGGAAAGGCCCCAUAUAAACCUGGUCAGAAAGUAAGGUUUAGAUGUGACGAUGGCUUCAAACUACAAGGGAAGCGUGCACUGCAAUGCAAAAAUGAUGGCUCUUGGAAUGGAAAAAUUCCAAUAUGCAACAAGAAAGUUGUUGCAGAUGAAAAAACUUGUUCUGAAAUAAAAGUAGGCGAUCAAAUGAAAUUCAACGGACAAGCACCAUACACACCUGGUGAUAAAGUGACGUUCACUUGUGCUGAUGACUAUGACCUACAAGGUGUAGGAAGUCUAGUUUGUGGGAAGAACGGACAGUGGAACAAGGCCCCUCCCAAGUGUAUCAAACGCACUUGUGAAAUCAACAUCCGUGACCGUGACAGUGCGCAUAUGACGGUAAGGGGAAAAGCUCCAUUCACAAUUGGGGAAACGAUCACGUUUACUUGUGACGCUGGCUACAAGCUAGAGGGCGCUGCUUCUCUACUGUGUAAAGGGAGUGGGCAGUGGGACAAGGAGACCCCUAAGUGUAUCAAACAGACGUGUCCUGACAUCGAUGUGACUGGAUCGCCGGCAUUGAGAGUAAGAGGAAGGUCGCCAUUCACACCUGGCGAGAACGUAACAUUCAGUUGUGGUGACACCUAUGAAUUGGAAGGCCCUGAUACUAUCCAAUGUAAACUGAGUGGAGAGUGGUCUAAAGAUCCCCCAAAAUGUGUAGAACUUGCAAUAUGUCCUGAUAUAACCAUUGAUAAGCCAGACGAGAGACUCAAGAUACUGGGAAAACCGCCAUUCAGGGUGCAUGACAAAGUCCGAGUCGGUUGCAUCCCAACUCAAAUAAUGAGAUCACGUAAAUUUGAUGUAAUUGGGUCAUCAAUCUUAGCAUGCAAGCCUGGUGGCGUUUGGAAUGAUACUCUUCCCAGUUGUGUAUUUAAAGGUAAACCAGCAUCUGGUUGUAGAAGAGAUAGAAACUUCCUUCCUGUUAUCGAUCAUAUUGAUGCAAGUAGUUCCCCUCCAAUUUGCGCUGAUCUGAUGGUAGUACUCGACAUAUCAUGUUCCCUUCGAGGAUGCACCAAAGAACGCUUGAAGGACGCGGCGGCUGACGUAGCAAGAGCAUUGUUGGAAUCGUCUAGAGAUACAACUCGAAUAGGUGUGAUAGCCUACAGCAAUGAAAUUCUCGAGGUGAUACCUCUUGAAAACAAUCACUCUGAAAAGAAGAUCCUGAACAUAAUUGAUAGACUGAACACCACAAGUCCAAAAUGUAAGACACUCACUCACGCUGCUUUCCAAGAUAUCAGGAAGCAAUUUGCCAGCGUGGCGUCACCUAUCGGUACAAAACAAGUAGUGCACCUCUACACAGAUGGGCUGACUUUUAUGCCAAAAUAUAAACAAGAGUCAUUAGAUGAGGCAAAGAAGUUAAAACAAGAAGGUGUAAAAAUGAAUGUUAUUGCUGUACCAAAUAUACACGGGAAGAAUGGCACAACAGAGUUCGAACAAAUUCCAUCCAGCCAAAAACAUCUAUUUAAUAUAACAUUUAGCGAUGUGACCCAGAAAUUGUAUACUCGCCUCCUCAAAGAUGCAGCUUGUUCCUAGGUGGGUGUGGAUGCCUUUGCAUAUGCCAGCAGCCAAUCCAGCCUCAAUGUUCCGAUAUGACACUUAGUCUCAAGACUAGCUGAAACAUGGUCUAUAAUUUGAAUGGAUGUAAUAAUAAAAUAUGUUUAUAAAACAAUCAACUCUAUCUCAGUCAGAAUUUCUGGAUCCAAAAAUGGAACUAGAUCAAGGUCAUGCCAAGAGUGUUAGUCACUUAAUUUAUUGUAAAAGUAUUGGUAUAUCCCUUCCAACCCUAUUGAAGGUUGCUAAAAACCUAUUAACUAUACUUGGUAAAUGUGUAAGUGGUGA
Messenger RNA from Owenia fusiformis, 4714 nucleotides. Lineage: Eukaryota; Metazoa; Annelida; Polychaeta; Sabellida; Oweniidae. The record is from the annotation of a GenBank genome assembly.